AGGGCGGCAACUUUGACGAAGGCUAUCGGACUAGAUGUUUUCUUCCACCUGAAAUUUUGAUGUAACAGAAACCAUUUUUGGUCUGUCAUCUGAAAUUGCAAUGUUUGAAAUUCCAGACGAUGAUGAAGAAUUCUGGGAGAACUUACCACUUGGGGAUAGCCUUCCACAAUUUAAUACUAUCUCACAAGCUCAGGUGGAAAGUAACAAGUCAGGUGUUGUUGAACAGCAGCCUAGAAAAGAUGCAAAUUUUCCUGCAUCUCUUGAUUCAGGCAGAGGGAGCCCUGUUAUUUUAUUUCAGGGUAAUAACCAAGAACUCCAGAGAACAGAUGAAACAGAAAUGCAGGGUAAACCUGUGCCAAGUGAAAAUCUAGCAACUCAUGACAUGCAGAAGCCAGAUGCUGGUGCAGAGACCCUGCAUGAUAUAUUUAAUUUGACUCAGAGUAGUGAAUUUGAUUUGGAACUUAGUCUUACCUUUCAGUCCGAAACUGGAUCUAAAGAGCCUGAAGAACAAAUGAUCGUGCGGAAUACCUCUGUGGCAUCUGGAAACCAGAUGAGCCCUGAAGCUGGUAUUCAAAACAAGGGCAGUUUUGGAAGACGUGCUAAUAGUGUGAGUGUGUUGCAAACUUUUAAUAGACUCGGGUCUGAUUCACCAUACUAUGGGAACAAAUCAGUGCAUACCAAUAGAAUUGACACCUGUCAUCCGAGAGAUCAGGCUGCCACAUGCCAUUUUCUGGAUGUAUCAACAUUGCCACAAGAGGGACAUGCUAUGAUGGGUCAGCCUGAGAGGAAAAGUUUCGGCCAUAUUGAGGAAGUACAUGUAGAUGCAAACAGAGCAGAUUUAUCAGAUGGGAAGUCAAAAAUGAAGAGGAAGUUUCCAGGGCCUGCUGGACUUUUGCCUAGACUUGUUCCAGGUCAAGAUCUUCAAUCUGCUCCAGUGCUUGUGCUUAAUGUUCCAAAAUCUCCAAAAAAACAGGAUAUACCUAUUGCCCCCUCACAGUCCAGUGCCGAAGACGUCUUUCUUGAAGCUCCUUGGAAGAUGUUACAGCAUGAUUUGGGUGAAGAUGGCCAGCUUAUUCUGAAGAAGUUCUCUAUUGCAGACACUGUCAGCAAGGCAAGGCUGAAGCACCUCCCUAAUGGCAAGGUGCCCCUUCUGUUUGUCGUUGUUGAAACUCUGGAUAUUCAGGGUACAGAUGGCUUUGUCGUUCUUCGAGAUAAGACAGGCAAAAUGCAAGGCACGGCCCAUCGAGAGCUGUUGAAAGAGUCUGAGUUACAGUUUCAGCAGGGUGUUGUUCUUGUCCUCAAACAGGUGGGUGUAAUUAGUCCGUCUCAGCGCACUCAUUACCUGAACAUCACUCCGAGCAAUGUUGUGAGUGUGUAUCGCUCAAAUGGGGAUGGAACAGCAAGGGUGACCCAGGGAGAGACAGAGAACCUGCUGCAAGUAGUCAGUGCUGUGGAGACACAGCUGACCCAACUGCAAAGCGUCAGCACCCCCAAAGCUGGUCAGCUUCUCUCACUGCCAGGAACUCCCAUCCAAAGUGUCCUUCAGAGUCCGACCUUGUUCCAGAAUGUCCACAGCUCUCCAGGUGUCGGUCAAGUCAUGACAAAACUUGGUAGUCCAUUAGUACCACAGUCUGGUUGGCGGCCUUCAAAAACUGACCAGGUGUUUAAAGUACCUCAGUCGACAUCUUUAACUCCUAGCCGACAUCUUAAUAAGCCUGGCAUGCCUCAGUAUAGAGCCCACACCUGUCAUCAAGUUCCAUUUUCUCCAGCACAUAGGUCGAAGACUUGGACAUCACCAAACAGGAUGACUAAACUGAAGCACCAGCCAUCUUCUGUGCCGUCUACGCCUCCUUAUAGUCUGUCCUCACCUCUGGCUUCUAGCCCGGCUGUAAGACCUGCACCAUCUGCAAGUGGAAACUCUGAUAGCUACAAGUUUUGUGCACAACCUCAAUAUCAGCAUCCUUCACCACGUAAUGCCACAAUGCCUGUGCCACAAUAUGCAGCCUCCAGACCAGCAUCGAGGGUUACAGGUGGACAGUCUAACAACAAGGCAGUACCUGGACACUCUUCUCCAAGUACCAGUGCUAUACAGCGCUCUCCUUUACAAGCCAUUCCCACCUAUGCCACCUUGCCAAAUUCAUCUGACAGCUCUGAACAGUCUCUUGGGAAUGCCACAACACCUUUGCAGUGUUCAAAAUCGAAGUGGACAUUCAAGUCUAAAAGGUCAUCAGGUGUUGGCUCUCCUCACACUUCAACAGGUGUGACAGGAGACUGGCAGAGAUCUCCCUCAGAUGUGUCUCUACCAUCCUUUGAUGUUGGCAAAAGGACAUCUGUGCCAAUUCAGUUGCCUGCCAAAUUAAGAGCAAAAGCAGCUUCUUUAGGAUCGCCGUCCUUGGAAGUCAACCCACCACCCAGUAAAAGCCGCAGACCUAACUUUGCGGUUGAUCAGUCAAGUUUUACAUUAGAUGUGGGACAUCAAAGUGGACAUAGCUCUGCAUUUUCUCCCAGAUCAUUUAAGGAAGUAGCCCCUUGUGAUACACCUUUGGAGCUGAAUACUUCGCUGGCAGGAAGAAACCCAACUGAGAUGAAUGUCGACAGCUUAUGGCCUGAUGACUUGACAGAUGAAUUCCUAACGGACUUAACGGCUGAUGACUUUCCUUGAUGCUGAAUAAACUGCAUACGUAUACAUCGUCAUCAUCAUGUAAGAUCCACAUUCUUGCCAAGAUGUGCCAAUGGCGUAAGCCUGGAUGCUGGCCAUAUGGAUGCCUGUCUUCACAGAAAUAAAGUCUGGAUACUCACUGGAUAUGUUGUUUGUCUUUUCAAAGAUCUGUAUCUGAUUGUGAACUUAUCAUCUAGGUAUACUGAGCCAUGUAUGUCUAGUCCACAGAAGUGGUCUUUAUUUCCUUGAAAGCUAGGCUUUGUGUUUCAAAAAUGAACAAACCAAUUACUUGUGCUGAAACCACAAAGCCAGUGUUAACUGAAAUCAACACAGAAAACCUGAUUAGACAGCAUUGUUAAUGGUGUUUCAAGAACAAAUUAUGAUACAUUUUUCUUAGUAUAACACUUAGUAGGUUUUAUAUAUUGGAGUAACUCAUUGGCUCAUUCAUGAAAGUCUUGAUUGGCUAAGUGAUCGGUAUGUAGACACCUGCUGGCUUGGUUCUGCUAUUAUCACAUUGAAGCUUGCCCUGUACCUUGUACACAUAUACCUGACCACUCUGGUAUAAAGUAAAACAUUCUUGAGCACAAUAUUAAACCAAUGUCAAAUAUAUGAUAGAUGUCAAUAACUUUAGCCCUUAGAGUGUAAGAAGAAAU
Molecule: messenger RNA, 3312 nt
Organism: Liolophura sinensis
Lineage: Eukaryota; Metazoa; Mollusca; Polyplacophora; Chitonida; Chitonidae
Exons: 8
Coding region: 101-2662 (853 amino acids)
Biological process (GO): recombinational repair
Source: RefSeq, a predicted model, not a curated record